Fonsecaea multimorphosa CBS 102226 is the source of this 1158-nucleotide messenger RNA. RefSeq lists its product as uncharacterized. The record is from RefSeq and is a predicted model, not a curated record. Gene Ontology annotation, cellular component: nucleus. The transcript has 2 exons. NCBI's taxonomy places the organism in Eukaryota, Fungi, Ascomycota, Eurotiomycetes, Chaetothyriales, Herpotrichiellaceae. Gene Ontology annotation, biological process: chromatin organization. Bases 1 to 1158 code for a protein of 385 amino acids.
AUGUCCAAUCCUCCCUCCGGGACGUCCACGCCGCGCGCCUUCACUGCGCAGUCCGCCACCGCAGAAGACCUGCUGAAAUCGCAAACCGUCGGCUUGGUGAAUUUGGCGGACUUCCGCAAGAGGAGGGCCGAUGUGUUGGAAUUGAAAGAGAAAGAGGCAAGAGAAGGGGCAGGCUCGAGGACGAGGACGCCUGAGAGUGACGGUGCGGUGGGGACACGAAAGACCGACCAAGACGGACCUCCGAGUAAGAAGUUGAAGAAGAAAAAGGCUGCGGCAAAAGGUCUAUUAUCGUUUGGUGGCGACGAGGACGAGGAUGCAAACGGUGGAAGCGCGGUGUCAACGCCUGCAGCGCGAAGCUCGAGGACAUCGGCCGAACCGUCGCCUGAACCAUCCGUGACCACUCGCAAAUUGACGCCAAACCCCAACUCGACCCUCCCUCCGCCCCGAACAAUCACAAAAGCUGCGCUGGCCGCUGACGCGCUGGAGCGAGAAAGGCUCCGGAAGGAAUUCCUCGAGAUCCAAGAACGCGUGAAGGAGACGGAGAUUGAGAUCCCCUUUGUGUUCUACGAGGCUGGGGCGAAUGUCCCGGGCGGGAGCGUGAAAGUGAAAAAGGGCGAUCAUGUGUGGUUGUUCUUGGAGAGGUGCAGAAAGGUGGGUGCUGAACUCGGCGUCUCCGGUUCUGGCUCAAGAUCCGGUGGUGGCCCAAGUGGUGCCGCGCAGAAGAAGAGCAGGGAAGAUUCGAGGAAACAGUGGGCACGUGUGGGCGUGGAUGACUUGAUGCUUGUAAGAGGCGAAGUCAUUGUCCCACAUCACUACGAAUUCUACUAUUUCAUUGCGAACAAGAUUCCAAAUCCAAGCAGGGAAGGGAAGUUGCUAUUCGAGUACUCGGGAACAGCGGAUAUCAGGAAGACCAGCCCAGGAGGACAAGAUGUUGAUACCAGCGCUCUGUUACGGGUGCCAGGGAAGAAGCAAGACGCGUUGGAAGGGCAUAAUGACGAUCCGACGCUGACGAAAGUGGUGGAUCGGAGGUGGUAUGAGAGGAACAAGCACAUCUACCCAGCAAGUGUAUGGAAGGAAUUCAAGGCUGGGAAGGAAUUUGAGGACAUGGCCAAGGGAGGCAGAAGGGACGCCCAAGGCAACGCUUUUUUCUUUGGCUGA